Messenger RNA from Oncorhynchus kisutch (coho salmon), 5552 nucleotides. Its product is annotated as rhodopsin-like. Gene Ontology annotation, molecular function: G protein-coupled receptor activity. Gene Ontology annotation, biological process: visual perception; phototransduction; G protein-coupled receptor signaling pathway. NCBI's taxonomy places the organism in Eukaryota, Metazoa, Chordata, Actinopteri, Salmoniformes, Salmonidae. Bases 3593 to 4654 code for a protein of 353 amino acids. The record is from RefSeq and is a predicted model, not a curated record. Gene Ontology annotation, cellular component: membrane. The transcript has 5 exons.
UUUUUUUUUUUUUUGUGGAGUGUGUAUCUUAUACGUUUGUGUAUAUUCACAAAGGUGUGUAUGUGUGUAACCCAGGACCUGAUCUCCAUGUAUUACGGCUGCUCCACCAACAACCCCCUGCUGGACAGCCAGGGCAGUGUGUGUAUCAACUGCAAACAGCCCUUGAUCUACACGGCAUCGUCAUACGGUAGGUUGACACCCGUCUCUUUGUGAUUGAUGUUUGGUUCCAAGGUGUGUUAUUAAUGUGUCACUGUACUGUAAAGGUCCUACCUCUGUCGCAGUUCUACCUGGACGAGGGUAUUGGUGUUGAGGAGGCUGUGUCUGUCAUUGCCCUGGAGGUCCCUCGCAUCGACAGGAUUUUUUUCUCUCGCAUCGACAGGAAUGCCGCAGUAGGGGUAUCCAUUACCUUAUGCACUAAAAUCAACACAUUUCUCAUGAUUUCUCAUUUCUCACAUUUCUCAUUCGUACACGUUUCCAUACAUACACACAUUACAUACAGUAUGUGUACGUGUCAGUGCUGAGGUGUGUGUUCUGAGAAGGUAGUAAUCCAAGUAUUUCUUGGCACUUAUUUAAUUUCUGCCGAGCAGCAUAAGCUGUCAGGCCUAAGUCAUCUUAGCGGUGAGAGUUAAUAGGGUUAGAGGGAAUCUUCUCUCUCAGUUUAAUGACACUAACACCUCAGAGACUUCUCUGUCUGGGAUUAACCUGCCUGCCACAAGGGCACGGUGGCCACGGCUUUUCCUAGAAACCACAUGCUGACUAACUCACUGACUGACCUUUAGUAGUCUACUCUCUCCGUCACUCUUACUGGCUGAGCUCUGAGGGUGAAAUGUUGUGCAUUUCAGUGUUUUUGUUUUUUCUUUGGUGUUAAAAUGCUCAAAGUGGUGGCAUGGGUCUGUUAAUGGUGUAUGGCUUAAAUGUGUGUAAGAAAGCAGGGAGCAGAAGUAUUGUGCACAUCUACGAGUGAGUCCUUAACGGUGUCAGAAUCCCGGUCCCUGAAGCUGGAUGAUGGCACGGAAGACACAAAGGAGGACAUCUUCAUGGCCAAACUCAGCUUUGAGUUGAGGAGGGAGGGACAGAAAGAGGGAAGGAUAUGGGAAGUAAGGAGAGUGUAGGAGAGAUGGACAAGUGGAAGAGGUAAGGAGUGAGAGGCUGGUUAGAAAGGUGGAAGAGAGGGAGGAGAGAAACUAACAGGAGAGUAUGAAUGGAAAGACUCAGUUUCCCUUUACAGCAGGGUGGGUCUGACUAUGUCCCAGUGGUGGUGAGUCGCUCUGUGCUGAGGUCUAUGAGCAGCAGGGAUGUCCUGCUCAAGCCCUGGCCUAAACCCCUUCAGUGAGAGUACUACCGCUCCUUACUGCCUGCUGUCAGCAUCAAUAUGUGCCGCUCCUGGUUCCAGGUACUAAAUAGAUGGAACACACACACACAGAAUUGCACUUCAUGCCCCCUCAUCCCUUUUACACACACACCCAGGUGCAGAAUAGGGAGGUGCAUUUUUUUCUAAUCAUUAAAAUAUUACACAGUACAUGCUCACACACACCGUGGCACUCCAUAGCCCUCUGGCAGAAUCUCAGAAUGAACUCUCUCUAGCUUUUAUUUUUCACUCUAAUCUAGAUGUUCCACAGUGAAGACUAUAAGCUGCCAGAGCUUCAGCUUAACUGCUCUCUCUACUGCUGACUGCCGAUCGAUGAACCCAACUGACCUCCGGAAACUGGUUUAGAAUCACUUAAUCCAUCUCCCAGUUUAUUAAUAUAUUUUAUCAACAUUUCUACUUGGUUAUAAUCCAGCCAAUAAAUAUUUAUGUUCGAUUGUAUGCUGAUCUGGAAUCAGUUACAUGGCUUUCAUCGAAAGUCCAGUCUGAUUGAAAAAGGAGUUGGAGUCAGUUUCUCUCUUGCUCUUCUGAGGAAUAUUCCGCCCAUAUGCUCACACCCGAUCAGAAAUACAGUGUAGACAUUGUUAAUGUUGUAAAUGACUAUUGUACCUGGAAACUGCAGAUUUUUUAAUGGAAUAUCUACAUAGGUGUACAGAGGCCCAUUAUCAGCAACCAUCACUCCUGUGUUCCAAUGGCACGUUGUGUUAGCACAGCUGAAAACUAUUGUGCUGAUAAAAAGUAGCAAUAAAACUGGCCUUUAGACUAGUUGAGUAUCUGGAGCGUCAGCUUUUGUGGGUUUGAUUAUAGGCUAAAAAUGGCCAGAAACAAAGACCUUUCUUCUGAAACUUGCCAGUCUAUUCUUGUUCUGAGAAAUGAAGGCUAUUCCAUGUGAGAAAUUGCCAAGAAACUGAAGAUCUGGUACAACGCUGUGUACUACUCCCUUCACCGAACAGCGCAAACUGGCGCUAACCAGAAUAGAAAGAAGAGUGGGAGGCCCCGGUGCACAACUGAGCAAGAGGACAAGUACAUUAGAGUGUCUAGUUUGAGAAACAGAUGCCUCACAAGUCCUCAACUGGCAGCUUCAUUAAAUAGUACCCGCAAAACACCAGUCUCAACGUCAACAGUGAUGAGGCGACUCCGCGAUCCCGGCCUUGUUAAAUGUUAAAUGUUGAGGGGCGGUAGGUAGCAUAGUAGUUAGAGCGUUGGGCCAGUAACUGAAAGGUUGCUAGCUCGAAUCCCCGAGCUGACAAGGUAAAAAUCCCUAAACAAGGCAGUUAACCUAGGCCGUCAUUGUAAAUAAGAAUAUAUUCUUAACUGACUUAACUGAUAUAUUCUUAACUGUAUUUCUGAUCAAUUUGAUGUUAUUUUAAUGGACAUAAAAUGUGCUUUUCUUUCAAAAACAGGGAGAUUUCUAAGUGACCCUAAACUUAUGAAUGGUAGUGUACGUUAUUUGAGUGACGAGGUUAUGACGAUCAUUAUAGUCCGUAACAAAAGUGCGUCUUUAGCCGAUCAACCCAAUAGGAUUAACAGGAUCAGAUUACACAGAGCCUCUCACACAGAUUUACACCAACAGGGAAUGUAGACAGUCCAUGAAAUAACUGUCUGGAACAUGAUAUAUAGAAAAAGGUUUGACAUGUCGGUCUGCACUAGCAGACUGGUACAGUAGCCCCUUGACAUCUAGGAUAAUGUAAAUCUCUGAUGACACCAUGUUUCCUAGUGCACUACUUUUUGCCAGAGUCAUAUGUGCUAUUUGAGAAGAAGUCUAUAAAUUGCAUUGGUCUUCGUCAGCCUCCUGUAGUAACACUCUCUCCUUUGCAAACUUGUUUAUGACACACUUGUGAUGAUGAAAUCAUCAGAGGAUAACCCUCGAGUAUACAGUAUAUGUCCUAGAUGUUUUUCUCAUGAAUUACUGUGUGUGUGUCCUAAAUCUGCCUAUGCUGACACCAUGCUGAGUUCCAUGCACGUCCCUAAUCCUAAGAGAGAAGCUCUUAAAAGGGUCUGUGCCUGCCUCGGGGGGGCAGAGCACACCACUUCUCAUCACCAGGAUCUAUUUCCUCCAUCUAUCUAUCCAACCUUCCAGCUAGAAAUAGCUCCUCUCAUAGAAGGCAUAGUGCUUUCUCUUUCCUCUCUCCAAAUACCAGAGAGGAUAGAGAAAGACACAAACUCCUGUAGAGACACAUAGACAAACAGAAACACACACAAACACACACCCCAACAGCCGUCGCCAUGAACGGCACAGAGGGCCCAAACUUCUACGUGCCCAUGUCUAACAAGACAGGGGUGGUGAGGAGCCCCUUUGAGCACCCUCAGUACUACCUAGCUCCACCCUGGAAGUACUCGCUCCUCGCUGCCUACAUGAUCUUUCUCAUCAUCACAGCCUUCCCCGUCAACUUCCUUACGCUCUAUGUCACGGUGCAGCACAAGAAGCUACGGACCCCCUUGAACUACAUCCUGUUGAAUCUGGCUGUGGCUGACCUCUUCAUGGUGGUGGGAGGCUUCACUGUGACUCUGGCAACAGCCCUACAGGGAUACUUCUUCCUGGGGGUCACCGGCUGUAACGUUGAAGGAUUCUUUGCCACUAUGGGAGGGGAGAUCGCCCUUUGGUCUCUGGUGGUAUUGGCCAUCGAGCGCUAUAUCGUGGUGUGUAAACCAAUGACCAACUUCCGCUUCAAUGAGAGGCACGCCAUUGUGGGCGUGGCCUUCACCUGGAUCAUGUCUCUCACCUGUGCUCUACCUCCAUUGUGUGGCUGGUCCAGGUACAUCCCAGAGGGCAUGCAGUGUUCCUGUGGGAUUGACUACUACACCCCGACGCCUGAGCUGGGAAACACCUCCUUUGUCAUCUACAUGUUCACCCUCCACUUCUCCAUCCCACUGGUCAUCAUCGGCUUCUGCUACGGCCGUCUGCUCUGCACCGUCCGCGCGGCGGCAGCCCUGCAGCAGGAGUCAGAGACCACUCAGAGGGCAGAGAAGGAAGUGACCCGUAUGGUGAUCGUCAUGGUCAUCUCGUAUCUGGUGUGCUGGAUGCCCUAUGCCACUGUGGCCUGGUACAUUUUUGCCAAUCAGGGCACCAACUUUGGCCCUGUCAUGAUGACCAUCCCAGCCUUCUUUGCCAAGAGUGCUGCCCUCUACAACCCAAUAAUCUACAUUCUACUCAACAGACAGUUCAGGAACUGCAUGUUGACCAUAGUGUGUUGCGGGAAGAACCCAUUCGGUGAGGAGGAGACCUCCACCGCCUCCUCCAAAACACAGGCCUCCUCCAUCUCCGCCAGCCAGGUGGCUCCUGCCUGACCUAUGACCCAUAAAGCCUGACUCCUUACCUGUCCCAGCCCAUCUGUGGACCCACCGCCAAGCAGCAGCCUCCGAUAGGCCAAUUUUCUCGAUUUACCUCUGUCUGCACUGCAUGGGUGUGCCUGUUGUACCUGUACAUAUAUCCCUCAAUGUGACCAAAGCAUAACAAACCAAGAAACAGUGCUUAGUUGGCUUCAUCAAUCGUUUACUGGAGUUGGUAGAAGUUGCCUCAAACCACUGAUUAUUUUACUCCCCUUUUAAAGGUUAUGGUUAGGAAUAGGGGUUGCAUUGUCUGAUACCAGGCCUGUGGUUAGUGCAUCUUGACUUCUACCUCAAGCACUUUAAGCAGCACCUCUGGGUGUCAUUUUGGUGGCUGUCCAACUAAACACGUUCCAUGGGCUCCCCUCCCAUUAAAACACAUACAAUCAUUUAGUGUUGAAGUGAAACCUUCAAAUGCCACAAUAUUUAAAAAAAACUACGCCAACUUUUGUUUACAUAAUUGUUCAGCUUAUGCCCCUUAAAUACACUUUAAAGUAUCCAUUUUUUAAAUUAACACUUAGGGUAAAAUACGUUUUAAAUUGGUUUAGAUUGUGCCUACCAUAAAGCAUUGAGGAGAGCUCUCCCCUGGUUUCGGUGUCUUUCCCAUGAUGAGGCUGAACGGGUUAGUUCUUAACACUUGGCUCGGAAAAGGUCCUGAAUGUAAACAAAUGGACCUGCAUAGAACCUCUGCAGAAAGAAGACACCUCCUGAGAGUGUGUGUGUUAGUGUGCGUGUGUGUAUGCGUGUAUGUUCAAAAGCUCUGGAGACAGGACUAGUGUUAAUAAUGUAAAGAUUAGGAUGUUGUACGUGACGUGGAAAUAGUUCUUAAAUGUCCUGGAAUAAAAAUGACGAUAAAAAU